Molecule: messenger RNA, 2075 nt
Organism: Aspergillus eucalypticola CBS 122712
Lineage: Eukaryota; Fungi; Ascomycota; Eurotiomycetes; Eurotiales; Aspergillaceae
Product: alpha-mannosyltransferase
Exons: 1
Coding region: 297-1772 (491 amino acids)
Biological process (GO): mannan biosynthetic process
Cellular component (GO): Golgi apparatus
Molecular function (GO): alpha-1,2-mannosyltransferase activity
Source: RefSeq, a predicted model, not a curated record
GCCAACACAACAGUGCUUGAUUGUGUCUUAUCUCGACUACCGCGGCUCCUCCACCGCCAUUCGUAUCCCCCGUGAACCAGAAUUCGCCUCCCGCUGAACCUGGACUCGACCGAGCUUGCCAGCCAUGUUGAUGGAUUGCUAAAGCGAUCUUCUCUGAACUUACUUGAAUUGCCCACCCUGCCGGCCAACCGCCGAGGUGCACUCCCUCCAUACGCAGCGAGCUGGUAGAUUUGCCUCAAACCUCCAAAGCUAUACCUCCAUACCCCUAGCUCUGCCUCCGGGCAGCGAACAUAGUCAUGCCGGUUCUUCGACCAGGUAAAUUGAAGACGAUAAUCUCGGCCACGGGUGCGCUGCUACUCAUUUGCACCGUGUAUAUCUAUUGGGCCCCGCCUCCAGCCUCAGUAGUCCCUAGCACCGCCUUCGAGGUCCCUCUCGCCGAACGUCAAAAUGCCUUUUGGAAGGUCUUGAACCCGAUAUUGCAAGGACAUGCCCCAAAUACUCCUACGCCAAAGCGCCUGGCGGACGUAAGCGCAGUUCACUUCAAUGCUACGACGACCGAUUCGCGACCUGAUCUGACCAUAAUCGAGGAUGGCGACUUACAAGCGAUGGAAGAGGCUCAUGCGGGAUAUCUUGAGGAGUGUCGUAAGUCUGAACGGCUGCGGCCAGUACAUACUCCGGGCACGCGUGGCAUAGUGUCCACAGCGGGGGCUUCCUAUUUUCCAGUUUUCUUGUCCUCUCUACGAAUGCUUCGACGACUGGGGUCAACGCUGCCGGUGGAGGUGUAUAUGAAGGAUAAAAGUGAAUAUGAAAAACAAUUAUGCGAUGAGAUCCUACCGGAUCUGGGUGCGCGCUGUCUUGUUCUCUCGGAUAUCGUUGGCAAGGGCGCCAUUGAACAUUACCAGCUCAAAAUCUUCGCAGUUCUAUUCUCCUCGUUUGAAGAGGUUAUUUGGAUGGACGCAGACUGCUUUCCGCUCCACAAGCCUGAAGUUUUGCUUGAGUCGGAACCAUUCAGCUCCAAGGGGUUGGUCACCUGGCCGGACUUUUGGAUCUCCUCGGCGUCUCCGCUGUACUUCAAAAUCUCGCGGCAGGAAAUGCCAGCGCUGUCGGAGCGCGCGUCAUCGGAAGCAGGCGUCUUUCUGGUAUCGAAGAAGACACAUCAGUUGACCUUGCUCCUUGCUGCUUACUACAACUACUACGGUCCGUCACAUUAUUUCCGGCUAUUAUCGCAAGGUGCACCCGGCGAAGGCGAUAAGGAGACCUUCCUUCAUGCUGCCACCGCCGUCGGAGAGCCUUUCUACGCUGUGAGCGAGCGGGUUCAGGCAGUCGGUCACACGAAGCCGGGCGGUAUUGCGGGCUCUGCGAUGGUGCAGACUGACCCGGCCGAGGAUUAUGCGUUGACCAGUGCGAAUAAAUGGCGCGUGAAAGAUGAGUCUGUGGCGAAAGCCCCCCAUGCUUUCUUCAUCCACGCCAACUACCCCAAGUUCAAUCCUGGUGAAAAGGUAUUCGGCAUGAAAUGGGAGACCACGCCAACGCUCCGCCCCGAUGGCACAGAUGGACGGGCGUGGCUGGCGGCAGAGUCUACUGUCCAGCGGUUUGGAUACGACGUCGAGAAAGCGUAUUGGGAGGAGAUCAAAAACAUCAGUUGCGACCCCGCCAUCAGCUUCCGGACAUGGGAGAGGAAGGAUGAGAUCUGUGACCGGGUAGAGAGCUACUGGGCGAAUGUGUUCGCCGAGCCGCAUGAUGACGACCCCAAAUUCACUGACGAAAGCUGAAUUGGCCGCAUUAUACUGCGAUGCUGAGCCUUGAGACAUCACUGGGUAACCAGUUACGCCAUGCUGUUUAUGAUCGACACGGUUGCUUAUCAGCAGUAUUGUAUAUAUUCUUCUGUUCUUUUUCUGGUUACAUAUUCAUACCAUUAGGUGUAUAAUAUCGGUUGAUGCCAUACUAAUUUGGCAACCCAACUCUCCGUUUGUUGAUACCCUGGCGCUCCGCAAGUAUCGAAGUAUAUUCCAGUCUUUGUGACAACAUUCAACAUACAUAUCAUUACAUACUAUAUCCUCUAACAAAUCUACGUG